Ostertagia ostertagi is the source of this 909-nucleotide messenger RNA. Lineage: Eukaryota; Metazoa; Nematoda; Chromadorea; Rhabditida; Trichostrongylidae. The record is from the annotation of a GenBank genome assembly.
AUGAUCAUGGUGGCCUCCUAUACCGCCAACUUGGCCGCUUUUCUCGUCCUGGAUCAACCCGAAAAAGGCCUCACCGGCAUCACUGAUCCAAGGCUGCGAAAUCCGUCAGCGAAUUUCUCUUUCGGCACGGUACUCAAUUCGAACGUCUACCAGUACUUCAAGCGACACGUUGAACUCUCUACCAUGUUCCGAAAAAUGGAAGCACACAAUGUGGAAAAAGUACCACAAUUUUUAGAAUUUUUGUCAUACUCUGUGCUUUUCGAAGCUCCUCUGGACGCUUUCAUUUGGGAUUCUACUCGACUGGAUUUCGAGGCAGCCAGACAUUGUGUAUUGCGAACCAGAGGUGCCUUGUUUGGACGAAGUGCGUAUGGUGUUGGAUUGCAAAAGAACAGCCCAUGGACGCCUCACAUCACAUCCGCUAUUCUUAGAAUGACUGAAAGCGGAGUCAUGGAGAAUUUGGACGCCAAGUGGAUCGACAACCGGGAAUCCAAAUGCGUCACCGAAGCCCAUAAAUCUCCUGCACGACUCAGUCUUUGGAAUAUGCGAGACGUCUUUAUCCUUGUCACUGGAGGAGUGGCAGCUGGAGCACUUUUCAGCACCAUCGAAGUGAUCUACGGUAGGAAGAAAGCAAAAAGGGGGCGUGAACAAGCAGUUGCUGCUCGAUAUGUAGAGAAAUGGCGGACGAUGGCCUCCGAUGGGUUCCGAUCCAACAAAUACAACCUGUCUCGGCCGGUCAUCAGACGAGGAUUCGCUGGACUGGAGCCGUGUUCGUUGGCUGAAAUCCGCAAACGUGAGCUGAAUCGAUCGAAGCAGAAGGUGGCCAAUCAAACUCUGAUUCGACCACGCAAGCUUUGUGCCGAUUUUGAAGCUUCGCGCCCGCGCAGUCUGUGUUCUCUUCUGGUAGUCGAU